Molecule: messenger RNA, 2350 nt
Organism: Electrophorus electricus (electric eel)
Lineage: Eukaryota; Metazoa; Chordata; Actinopteri; Gymnotiformes; Gymnotidae
Gene: rnf130
Product: ring finger protein 130
Source: RefSeq, a predicted model, not a curated record
GCAGCUACGCGAGCCGCGCUCGCCUGCUCCAGCAGCGUGUCGCGGGAUCGCGCUUGCGCACGGCCUCGUCUAGCCCGGAGGAGGAAGAGCAGAGCAGAGCGGAGACCCUCCUGUGUGUGCUCGGUGGACGCCAGAAGCAGGGGAAGAGGAAAAACAACUGCGAGCAGUUUGUGCACACUGCGUUCCUGCGCGCAGGCGGAAAAGGCGUCGCAUGGAUUCGGAUUUGGACAUCGCAGCUCGCAUCGUGUUUCCAUGAGCGCACGUCGCGCCGACGGUACGUGACGGAGCGCCGGGGGAACCCACACCCCUCGUGCUCGGAUAUUCGUUUGACAUUCGGCGACCAGACGUCCCGAAGAUGCAGAAGAGGCGCAGCGGCUGCCUCCUCGCCCUCGUCCUCGCGCUCGCUUUGCCCAGGUGCGUCGUGUCCGUGGGCGCAGAAAAGACCGUCGUGAACAAAGAAGAGUACUACAGCGCCACGGUAAACGCAACGGUCCUGGACCACAAGGGGAGCCCCAAGCGAAUGAUCUCCAAAGAUGACGGAAGGUACGGGCAAAAUUCCCCCAAAGCGGACGCCAAAGGGAUCGUGAUAACGCCUUCUGCUGUGAAUGGAGUGGUAGACAUGCAAGGCUGCUGCCCGUACACGCGUUUUGUGGUGCCGCCGAAGACCACGCACUGGGUGGCCCUCCUGCAGAGGGGCAAGUGCACAUUCAAGGAGAAGAUCCUGAGGGCGGCCACCUUCAACGCCUCCGCCGUGCUCAUCUACAACAACAGCUCCAAGGAGGACACGGUUACCAUGGCGCACGAAGGUACCGGAGACACUGUGGCGGUAAUGAUCACAGAGUCGUUUGGGAAGGACAUCCUGGCACUGGUGGAGCGUAACGAGACGGUGCUGGUGUCUGUGGCAGUAGGGCAGCGGGGAGCCGCCAAGAACAUGAACCGUGGCUCCCUGGUCUUCGUCUCCAUCUCCUUCAUCGUGCUAAUGAUCAUCUCCUCUGCCUGGCUGAUCUUCUACUUCAUCCAGAAGAUCAGAGACAGCAGUGCACGGGACCGAAGUCAGCGACAGCUUGGGGCUGCUGCCAAGAAGGCUAUUAGUAAGCUGACCACCCGGACAGUGAAGAGAGGAGACAAGGAAACAGACCCCGACUUCAAUCACUGUGCGGUGUGCAUCGAGAGUUACCAGCUUAACGAUGUGGUCCGUAUCCUACCAUGCAAACACGUCUUCCAUAAGAUGUGCGUCGACCCCUGGCUGAAUGAACACUGCACCUGUCCUAUGUGUAAACUCAAUAUUCUCAAAGCUUUGGGCAUCACGCCAAACCUGCCCUGUGUAGACAACGUGGCGUUCGAUAUGGACCAUCUGUCGCGUGGCCAGGCCUCCAGCCAGCGGGCGGCGCUGGUGGACCUGUCAUCUGAGAUGAACGUGAGUCUGGAGCCACUUCGACACUCUGGUUCGGCACAACUGCCCACAGACACGGAGCUUCCCCCCCGCGCUGGCGAGAUCAACAUCGCCGUUACCAGUGGGCAUUUCUUCAGCCGCAACACAGGCCCCCCGCGAAGCGCCGUGUGCGAGAUGGAGCUUCCCGACAUCCAGGCCUCUCUGAACAUGUACGAUGAUAACAAGUCAUGAGGACACGCCUCCACUUCACGUUUGGUCCCCAUUAGCCGUCUUCGUCCCGAAGCCUGAGCCAAGGGGCUACCGCCCCCUAGUGGAUAAUUGCAGCAACGACGACAGCGACUACGUGUACUGCUGCCAAAAGGCCUCCGGUCACCUGGAGAGGGUCUGGCUGAACCCUCUUCACACCCCCAGACCUUUUUUUUUUUUUUUUUUUCUCCAUCGUUGACAUUCUCAGACUUUUUGGGGGCCUAUUUUCAGACACUUUAGUUUUGUUUGUUCCUUUGCUAUUCCAGCUCGACUGUCAGUUUUGAUUGAACUUGUUUCAUGUAUGUUUCUCUGCCGAGUGUUUUGUUUUUGACAUCCAAAUGCUUAUUAACGUACUGCUGCUGCGAGUCUCUAACAGAAUGCCAAGACUUGGGGCGGACGGACUCCUGCCUCGCUUGGAGCGUUUGUCUCUAGUACAUGAGCUGCUUGUGUAGCCGACGCUUGUAAUCUCUUCCUGUGUGACAGAACGUGGGGCUGGUGCAGCUUCCUGUUUUCAGCAUUGACCAGCCAGCACUCAAAACGAAGUCUCAUGACAAAUCAGCAUUACUUCCCUGUAGAACUUUAAAAAAUAAUCUGUACAUAUAUAAAAAAACAAAUGCAUUUUAAAGUUCUAAUGACAAGCCUGGGUUAACUACACCAAUUACUACUGAUUCCCUCAUAAGGGCACCUAAUAUAUAUGAAUAUAUCUCUCAA